Scophthalmus maximus (turbot) is the source of this 4349-nucleotide messenger RNA. RefSeq names its product WD repeat domain 25 (gene wdr25). Gene Ontology annotation, molecular function: protein binding. The transcript is spliced from 8 exons. Lineage: Eukaryota; Metazoa; Chordata; Actinopteri; Pleuronectiformes; Scophthalmidae. The record is from RefSeq and is a predicted model, not a curated record. Bases 279 to 1805 code for a protein of 508 amino acids.
GAAUGGGACAAAGCGAAACCUUACUUUAUUCUGAAACUUUGCAUUUACUCAAAUGGGUUUUGCGGGACGUUGGUACCAAGUGUUUGAAUGUUGUCGCUCAGAAGUGGAAAAUAUUUCAUGCAUUUGCAUCCAGACUACAGGCUGCUCAGCUGGCACUUGGAGGAGGCUGAGAGACAAGUGACAAUAGCACAAAGAAAACAUCUGUUGAUUUGGGGUCACGCUGCCAGGACAGAUGAUUUUAAUGUCCACAAAUCUAACAAUUGGUGACAGAGUGUCUGAUGAAGAUGUCUUCAUUAGUGGCCUAUGAGGAUUCAGAGUCAGAGGGUGAAUCUUUGGACCAAGCGGAGGACGGAGCAUCACUCUCUGUCCAAACUGGACCUCGUGAUCAAAACCAAGUGCGUGAGGACUCAAAGGAAACAGCCAGCGCUCAAAGUUUCACCCCGGACCAGACUCUGUUGGAAUAUCAUGGAAGUACCUCAGGGAGAAGCAGUUCCUCACUACAGAGCCGCUCUGAUCGGGAGGUAAAGUAUUGUAGUCGCAGGUCAGCGCAAUCUGAGCAUUUUGGAGACACUGCAGCUUCUCCGAGUUUACAUGCAACUCAGGAGAAGAUCCCCCCAUGGCAGUCUCUUCCUCACAUGCCACAAAGCAGCGGUGAUGGGUUGAACCCGGCGAAAAGGCACCACAGUCUCCCGUCCGGUGUCAGGCCGUACAUCCCCAAGAGACAGAGACUUGCCACUUCGGUAGGGACUGUGGACCCAACGUGUCCAGCAGGGCCGGUCCCAGGGAGGCUGAGCAGGGAGAACCAAAUUCUCUCAGAUGUGUCGGCGAGAGUGAAGCCGUAUCUCGCUCGCAAGCUCGACGCCGCAGGGAUACCGAGGAAGCUUCUGAUGAGCCUGGGAGGCCACCAGGGCCCGGUCAACACCGUGCAGUGGUGUCCUGUUCCUCAUCGCAGUCACCUGCUGCUGUCGGCCUCCAUGGACAAGACGUUCAAGGUGUGGGAUGGAGCGGAGAGCGGACAAUGCCUCCGGGUGUACACCUGCCAUUCGGGAGCUGUGCGUGACGCCUGCUGGACCCCCUGCGGGCGACACCUUCUCACUGGGUCAUUCGACAAUACGAGUGUGAUCACAGACGUGGAGACGGGGCAGCACAUAGUGAGAUUGGACAACGAGUUCAAGGUGAUGUGUGCAGCGCUGCAUCCCAGCAGCCCCGACGUUUUCCUGUGCGGAGGUCACAGUUCGGUGGUCAAGGCCUGGGACGCUCGCAGCCGCAAGAUGGUGAAAAUGUACAAAGCGGGGAUCCAGCAGACCUUGGACAUUCUGUUUCUGAGAGGAGGUGUGGACUUCAUAACAAGUUCCGACUGCGUGAGCAGAGACUCUGCGGACCGAACCCUCAUCGCCUGGGACUUUCAGACCACGGCCAAGGUCUCCAACCAGAUAUACCAGGAGAGGUACACGUGCCCCAGCCUGGCGCUCCACCCACUGGAGGAUUCCUUUGUCGCCCAGACCAACGGGGACUACAUGGCAGUGUUCUCCUCUCAGCGGCCCUAUAGGAUGAACAAGAGGCGGCGAUACGAGGGACACAAGGUGGAGGGAUAUGCAGUGAAGUCUGAGUUUUCUCCGGAUGGAACUAUACUGGCCUCAGGGAGCGCCACGGGCUCUGCUCACUUCUACGACUACCACAACACCCGGAUGCUGCACGCCGUCCACGCCCACAGGCAGCCCUGUUUGUGUGUGGCUCAGCAUCCCAUCCUGCCAGCAACCGCGGCCACCUGCGACUGGGCUGGUGAAAUCAAAGUCUGGCACUGAGGACUGGACGACCAAGUAAAUACGGCACGGUAAAAAAAGCAGGUUUGCCAAGAUACAGACUACAAUAAACUAGCAACUCAUGCGCACAACCCUUUUCAAGACUUUGUCCCACGUAAUCUCUUGGCAUAAGAGGAUAAGAACUUCUUUCUACGCCUUUUGAAAAACAGUUUUUUUCCACACUGUGUAUUUUGUAGUGCUUCAUAUUAUUUUAAAACCACCCACAUUCUCGUUACCAUUGAUAUGAACUGAUACUGGCACAAGAACCAUCACUAUUGGAUAUGCGUGUUAUUCAUAUUUGGCCCAUCUCGCAUUGUUUUAAUAUCCCGAAAUCAGGAAAGUCACACUGCAGGAGAUCAAAGGAAGUUUCUUUACAGUUCAAAGAGUGAACUAUUGUUGUGAGUUUUAUCUAAAGUGGUAGGCGGUGGGGAAGCUGUCUCGCUGCGCACACACACACCACCUCAAUGCUUUUAUAGUCGGCUUUCCACUCCAAAUACAGCCAGGGGACAUCACAAUCGUCAUUAUUAUGUUGCUACAAAAAGAAUAACAUGUACAAAAAGAAAAACAUGUCUUAGGGCAUUUUCUAAUCAGACGUGUUUUUCAUUGAGAAUUCUGCACACACAUCACUGUCCUCUUUGCCUUUUUGUUCUCGUUGGCUCCGAUAUGACUUUCCCUUUUCACUGACAGCUUAGAGCAUUGCCGAGACAACCAAAGAUCUUUAAACAAAAAAAACUAAAAGCAGGCUGACGUCUGUCAAAGCACUGCCAGGUUCUUCCACCACCCUGCCAGUCAACAACGGAGCAGCAGAGUGCAGACAGAAGCUCAUAAUCUUUAUUCAGUAUCUAGUGGAACAGUCCUUAAAAUACACAUUGCUGUUAAGCUGUAAGGCAACUUCUAAUGGCUCAAUACUUUUUUCGCCUUUUUCCGGCCCCUGCGGCGGUUGUUUAUGGUCAAUAAAAGUUAAACUGACAUUGUGAAGGAUCACUAAGCAAUUCCACACUUGUGGAAACUGCUGCUCUUUUGUGUUGCUAACAAGUCUAGAAGAAAAUUGGUGUUAAAAACCCAUGUCAUACAUGUCAGGGAAGAGAGUUUUUAAUUUUGAGAACCUCCUCAGGAAAGAAAUGGAAUGGAUUUCCUUGAUGGUAAGUAUCCUGAUUGUUAAUUUUUCACUAACCGGAGGUCAUUCCAUUAAUUAUUAAGAUGAUAAGAGGAAGUUAAAGACAAAAAGUGUUAUAUUGACUGUUUGUAGAGUAUGAGGAAGGAUCUUUUGGGAAAAUUACUUCAGACGAUUUUCGCCUACGGCAGUUAUAAUCUUUCAGUCACAAAAAUUUUUAUUCCUUGAAACUCAAUAGAAAUUUGUUCUAAAGGGAACAGAGGGAGUCGGGCCAUGAUGGAAGACAUAACAAGGCAUAAAAAAGUAAAAACAAAUACACUUAAGACAAGGUUCAACACUUCCCUAGCUAAUCACUGCUCCAUGCUGACCUUUGCAAAAGAGCAGAAAAUUGAACUGGAUAUUGGAAUGAAUAUCGUAUCUUGACAGAACAACAAACGUCCACAUCUAAGAAACUAAGGAAAAAAUAAAUAAAGUGACAUGAGAUUCAUACACCAAUGAAUCUCGUGCACCAAUUUGAAUUGCAGGAAAUGCAUUAAAAGUGCUGAUGUAGACAGAACUUGUCAUCCAUGAAAUUUAUUUAAAAAGUAACUGCAGCCAUCCCCAAUAUCUAGGAUCUCCAAGGUUCAACGUCCUUGAAAAAGUAAAAUGAUUUCUGGAAGUCUGCGAUGUAUUUCCCAACACCCAUCUUUAUUAAGUAAAUAAACAUACAGCAAAAAUAUAUAACCAUGCAUCAGACGGACAAUCAUGUCAACAUUUAGACAGCUGGCCUGUUGUUGUUGGAACAGGGCAGGAGGUAGGACAGAAACACUUCUCCUCUUCAUUCAGGGUCAAAACAUUCAAUAAAUAUAACAUCAACCGAAAACAGAAUAAAAAAAGAGUCUAGGUGUAAUAGCGAGUGUGUAUGCAGUAUCUAUAUCUCUUUUUAUACAUUAUGUCACAAGGUCAAAAAGAAUAGAUGCAGUUUUGAAAUCUGUAUAAACAGCUUUAAGCCAGUAUCCAGAUCUGCAGGAAUGGGAGAGGUAGAAGAAGCAGGGCGUUCAACAAAAAACCCCACUCGAUGGCAAAGCUCAGCUCCUGUUUAGCUUAUCCCUGUCACCAUUCCUCUCAGAUUUAUAGAGCUACACAGGCAAGAAGAAAUCCUUCAAAAUCUGUCAUGCCAAAAACUUCUGCACAGACAUACCGUAUUUAAUGUUGUACUUUUGUCCCCAUCUAUACUCGUAACAUUAGCUUGUAGAAUUAAUGUGGGGUAGCAGGGCGACUUCUGCUUAACAAUUGGUACAGGACUUACAAAGACAGGUUCAGCGAGUCUUUGCCACUUUCUAUGUAUGUACGCACUGUAGAUAUAUGCACGCCGUCUAUUUUCACAGUGUUUUCUAUGCCUAACUGAGCAUGCUGGUGUAAAAACAACACUGACUGUACAUUUUUGUCUUGAA